This is a messenger RNA of Cololabis saira (Pacific saury), 1421 nucleotides long. RefSeq names its product claudin-10-like. Gene Ontology annotation, biological process: cell adhesion; bicellular tight junction assembly. Gene Ontology annotation, cellular component: plasma membrane; bicellular tight junction. The transcript has 5 exons. The record is from RefSeq and is a predicted model, not a curated record. NCBI's taxonomy places the organism in Eukaryota, Metazoa, Chordata, Actinopteri, Beloniformes, Belonidae. Bases 245 to 1258 code for a protein of 337 amino acids. Gene Ontology annotation, molecular function: structural molecule activity.
AAACAGCACCACCUCAAUGCUUUGUACCAAUCCUCUUGUCCACUCGGGACUGUCAGUAGAGCGCUGCUGAUUAAAAGGCAACUUGGACAUCUGUUUGAGUUCAAGAGAACUCAAGAUGCGAAAGAAAAUAAACUAAAAUGAAUUAUGUAUGAGAAAUCAACUGCAAAAGAAGCCAGAAGAUCUUGACCAGGAAUAACUCCAAGCUCCAAAUACUGGAUAGAUAUCCACUGUCAGAGACCUGAAGAUGAAGACCGGAGUGGUGCAAAUCUGGGCUUUCUUGAUGACGGUCAUGGGCUGGAUCUUUGUGGCCUGCACUAUGGCCAUGGAAGGGUGGAAGAUCUCGUCCAUGGGGGGCAUGGGCGGCUCCUCUAUCAUCAAGGUUGCCUGGUACUGGGCCAGUUUAUGGAGAGCUUGUUUCACGGAUUCGACUGCUGUCAGCAACUGUUAUGAUUUCCCUGUCCUCUGGUCUGUGGAGGGCAACAUCCAGAUAGUAAGAGGUCUGCUGAUGGGAGCUCUUUCCUUGGGCAUGCUUGGAUUUGUACUCAGUCUGUUGGGAAUGGAAUGUACUUUCAUUGGAGGACAAGACCAAUCCAAGUACAGGAAGAUCUACACUGGUGGAUGGUGCCACAUUGUCAGUGGCGCCCUGUCCAUAUCUGGGUAUGCUGUAUAUGCACAGUUCGUCUCAAUCGAGUACUUCAACCCAAACUUUGCUGGAAUAAAGUAUGAUCUCGGGACCCCGCUGUUCCUCGGCUGGGUGGGCUCAGCCUUUCACAUGGCUGGGGGUUUCUUCUACUUGUGGUCCGUGUGCAAACCGCUCUGCGGGGGUGCAGAAACGAUUAUCAACAUUAAAGCACAGCUAGACCCAGAGCAAAAUAAGUCCACCACAGCGCUGUCCACAGUAUCAGGGAUCACCUCCAAAACCAAAAUGUCUUCCGUCUCUGCGUUGUCAUCCAGAUCCGAGGGUUCGGAUCUCUCGUCCACCUACACCAAAUCAGAGCGCACAUCCAAAUCAGGACGCACAACCAGGUCAGGGCGGACCGCCCGAACCGAGAAGACCGCACGGUCCGGAUCAGAAGUGGGAUCUAAAUCCGGAUCGAGCUCGGGAUCUGAGUCAAAGUCUGGUUUAUCCUCAGUGUCCAGCCUGUCUACGUCGUCGGCGUCGAGGAGCAGCAGCCGCAGCACCAGCCGUGCAGCAUCCUCCCUGUCAGCCAGACUGAGGACUGAAGAAAGACCAUUUGUCAAAAACUCUUACAUUUGAAUUAAUUUGAUUAAUAAGUGAAUGUGAUGAACAGUGGGUUGUACGGAAGACUAUUAGGGCCAUGCAGGAGAAAAAUAUUUGAGAGGGGAAGAUUUUUUUUUAUUGUGCACUUCGAGAAAAAAAGUCUAAAUGUCGAGAUUAAGGUUCAAAUACAAUUUCAAGA